Molecule: messenger RNA, 1305 nt
Organism: Schistocerca cancellata (South American locust)
Lineage: Eukaryota; Metazoa; Arthropoda; Insecta; Orthoptera; Acrididae
Product: solute carrier family 2, facilitated glucose transporter member 8-like
Exons: 4
Coding region: 1-1305 (434 amino acids)
Biological process (GO): transmembrane transport
Cellular component (GO): membrane
Molecular function (GO): transmembrane transporter activity
Source: RefSeq, a predicted model, not a curated record
AUGGCGAAGCGGGUUGAGGGCUCGGCCCCCGUCAAGGACCGCAUCCACUGGCAGCAGGUGGCCGCCGCCACGAUCGCUAACCUGAGCACGCUGUGCGUGGGCUGCGCCAUGGGCUGGACAGCGCCGGUGCUGCCCGAGCUGGAGCGCCUGCUGGAGCAGCCGGGCGCCGGGCUGGUGGAGGGCGAGCCGCUGAGCGCGGCGCAGGGCGCCUGGGUGGGCGCGCUGCUGCCGCUGGGUGCGCUCGCCGGCUCGCUGCCCGCCGGAUUCCUCACGCACCGCUACGGCCGACGCCUGCCGCUGCUAGCCUUCGGGGCGCUGCUCUGCGUCGGAUGGCUGCUGCUGCUCUUCCACGAGUGGGUUUCGUUGCUGAUGGUCGGCCGGCUGGUGUGCGGCCUGGCGUCGGCCGGCGUGACGACCAUCGCGCCGCUGUACGCCGAGGAGGUGGCGGCGCUGGAGGUGCGCGGCGCGCUGGGCACGCUGCUGGACCUGAUGCUGGCCGCCGGCCUGCUGGUGGUGUACGGGCUGGGCAUCGUGCUGCCGGUGCGCUGGCUCACCGCCGCCAUGGCCGCGCUGCCGCUCUGCUUCUGCGUCGCCUUCUUCACGAUGCCGGAGUCCCCCGAGUACCUGCGCGGCCGCGGCAAGCACGACGAGGCCCAGAGGGCGGCCGCCUGGCUGCGGCUGGACCACGGCUCUGCCGAGCUGGUGCCCGAAGCAGGGACGUCCAUCUCCCCGCAGCUGUCGAUGGUGAUAACGGGUGCCAUCCAGUUCGUGGCGACCGGAUUCUCGUCGGUGCUGGUGGAGAACGCGGGUCGUCGCCCGCUGAUGAUCAGCUCCGGGCUGCUGAUGACGUUCUCGCACUUGACGCUGGCGGUGCACCAGGGCUGGCCGUGGCUGCAGCUCGCGGCCGGCUGGCUGCCGCUCGUGGCCAUCAACCUCUUCCUCAUCGGCUUCGCCGUGGGGCUGGGCCCGCUGUCGUGGCUGCUGAUCGCCGAGCUGCUGCCGCCCGGAGACAAGCGCUGGGCCGUCGGCGCCGCCACCUCCGUCAGCUGGCUCGCCUGCGCCCUCAUGACCGGCUUCUUCGACGAGUUCGUCCGCCUCUUCGGCACGUCGGCCGCCUACUGGGUGCUGGGCUGCAUCUGCGCCGCCUACACAGUCUUCGUCACGGCGCUACUCCCGGAGACGCGCGGCCUCACGGGCCACCAAAUACAGUGCCACCUGUCGAGGCAGGGCGGCACCUCCUGCUGCAUAAGUUCCGGCAGCUGCGACAACGUGCAGGAGACCGACCAAACGUCAGGGCAUGUCUAG